Molecule: messenger RNA, 4942 nt
Organism: Drosophila willistoni
Lineage: Eukaryota; Metazoa; Arthropoda; Insecta; Diptera; Drosophilidae
Gene: Iml1
Product: GATOR complex protein Iml1
Exons: 21
Coding region: 143-4852 (1569 amino acids)
Biological process (GO): cellular response to amino acid starvation; positive regulation of autophagy; negative regulation of TORC1 signaling
Cellular component (GO): lysosomal membrane; GATOR1 complex
Molecular function (GO): GTPase activator activity
Source: RefSeq, a predicted model, not a curated record
GCAAUGCAAAGGCAAAGAAGAGAUAUCAAUAACAAAAGUUAAAAUUGUGCAAGUCGCUUACAAAUAAUAUUAGAAUACACCCCUCUUGUAAUUUGUUUAUUUUUAUACAAAUGUAGCCGAAAUUAAAAAUUGAACAGGCACAAUGAAACUGUAUAAGUUAAACACCCACACAAAGGGAUUCAACAAGUCCUAUGAGACGGACUUGGUGAUGAAAGAACAUCCCACGGCUAAAAUAGGCGAUGUAGUGGAGAUUUAUGCCCCAGACGAUGAGAAUGGCAUCCAUUUGCUGUUACAGAUAACCGAAUUCAAUGGCAGUUCUGGACGGGAUGUGAUUAGCAUUGAAUCUGGCAUAGCCAAUGCCUUUAAAAUGCGUCCAUACUCGAAUGUGGUAAUGCGCAUUGUGAAUCCAGCAGAUGUGGCCCUCGACUCCAUAGAGAUAACAUUUAAAGAGCAAUAUAUGGGACGCUCGGAAAUGUGGCGCCUAAAAGCGCAUCUGACAAAUACGUGUGUCUAUGUAAACAAGAAAAUUGACUACAAUGAUCUACAGAUACGAUGUCAGGUCUAUGAAAUGUGGUCCCAGGGUGAACGAGUCGCCAGUGGUGUCAUUACAGAAGAUACAAAAAUUGUAUUUCGCAGUAGCACUUCGAUGGUUUAUCUCUUCCUGCAAAUGUCCUCGGAAAUGUGGGACUUUGAUAUACAUGGGGAUUUGUAUUUUGAGAAGGCUGUCAAUGGUUUUCUAACGGAACUUUUUCAAAAAUGGAAGAAAUUGGGCUGCAAUCAUGAGGUGACAAUCGUUCUUUUCUCCCGGACCUUCUAUGCGGCCAAGAGUUUGGACGAAUUCCCCGAGCAUAUGCGAGAUUGCCUUCAAUUGGAUUAUAAGGGACGUUUCUAUGAGGAUUUCUAUCGUGUGGCCAUACAAAACGAUCGCAAUGAUGACUGGUGUACAGUGCUGGGGCAAUUGAGAAAGCUCUUCACCUCAUAUCAGGAGACUGUAUUGCGUUAUCAUGAAAGGGAAGGCAUGACCAUACCAUUGGCCACGAAUUCAACAGCUACCCAAGGCAAUUUCCUAGAGGUCUUGAAUAUAUCGCUCAAUACAUUUGAGAAGCAUUAUUUGGAUCGUACAUUUGAUCGAACCGGGCAAUUGUCGGUGGUCAUAACACCGGGAGUGGGUGUCUUUUCCGUAGACAGAGAGCUGACCAAUAUCACCAAGCAAAGGAUUAUCGAUAAUGGUGUGGGCAGUGAUUUGGUUUGUGUCGGUGAACAGCCCCUGCAUGCUGUUCCCUUACUAAAAUUCCACAACAAGGACACCACACUUACCUCGGCCGAUGAUUACUCCCUGCCGCAUUGGAUUAAUUUGAGUUUCUAUUCAACAAACAAGAAGAUUGCCUAUUCUAGUUUCAUACCGCGUAUCAAGCUGCCCCUGUUUGUCAGCCAACAGACAUUGAACGAAGGUGAUCACGAUGAUCAGGUGCAGGCUGAGCAUAAUUUUCUAAGUUGCAAUCAAUCGGAAUACAUACAUAACUCUCUGUUCGAUUAUGAUGCCUAUGAUGAGCAAAUCUUUCAACCGCUGCCAGCUCAAAGCACUUGUUCGCUUCAACGUGUUGUGAGAGCCAAAAAAACAUCAGUUCCCAGUUUCGAGACGUAUGCAUUUAGGAAUAAUGAUUGGGAAAAUUUAACACCUACUAAAAUACCAAGUUUGAGACGCAAAAUGUCCGAUCCGGAUAUACAUCAUGGCACCUCUGGCAUACUGGCAGCUUUGACGGAGAACACAAAUCUUUCUGAAUCCUUGGCAUCGGAAAAGAAUUCAAGACGAACUAUCGUUAGCAUAGCCCCCAUUGUACGGCCAGGACGGGCAUUAAUCAAUCCAUUUGAUCCAUCACAUGUGACCAUUAAAUUGACAUCGAAUCGUCGACGUUGGACACACAUCUUUCCCAAAGGGCCGACAGGUGUGCUUAUACAGCAGCAUCAUUAUCAGGCUGUGCCGGCUAAAUCAGCACAAAGGCCACAUCAACAAAUACUACAACAGCAAAGAUCAUUGCAGCAGCAACAGCAACAACAACAGCAGCUGCAACAAAAUAGCAACAAUAAUAACAAUAAUGACAGAGAGGAUUAUAUGGAAUCGACAUCUGAUGAGCAUAAUGAUCAAGUGUCAAAUCAUUCAUUAAUCAGUAGAUCAACAUCAACGCAAAGUUUUGUAUUUGGUGAAGAAAAAUUAGAUUUUUUCAAAAGACGUCAAAACUCACUGAUGAGUGCCAUGCCCGCCAAUGUGCCCAAUCUCACAGCAACUCAGGCCAAAUCAUAUCUCUGGGGAGCCACCGGGGAGCAAGAAUGGACGCCAGCAAUUACCACAGUAUUCCCGAAUCCGGGCAAACAUUUGAAACCGAUUGUUGAAAGCGAACAUAAUUUUGGAAGCGCACCGCUUGAGGCACCCACUGAGAUGGUCGGCAAAGGAAAAAUCAUCAUAGGCGUCGAUUGGAAAUCAUUAACCAUACCCGCCUGUCUGCCCAUAACAACGGACUAUUUCCCGGACAAACGUUCCCUGCACAAUGACUAUGUGAUCUCGGAUUACACAUUGCUGCCGGACGACGUGAAUUUGGAUUAUGCCAAGAGUCGGGCGGUCUAUCGUAAACCUCUAUCCACCGAGGAGGUAUGCAAAGAGAUUGUCUCCCAACGUCUGGCCCAGGGAUUUCAAUUGAUUGUGGUCGAAGAGAAAUCGCCAACGAAUCCCAACGGCGUCGGCAGUGGCAACGGCGGCUGUCCAUCGAGUGGCCCCAACAGCUGCCAGACAACUCCCCAGCCCACUUCGGCGGUGGUGCCAGUGCUGAAGCCGCCAUGUGAAACUAAUAAGGAAUAUCUACUCUCAAUUGGACGAAUAUUUCAUAAAAUCUCGCUAAGUGGAUCGGUUAUCACAGUGACAGGUUAUCGUCCCAGGCAUCCAUAUCCUCCCAUCAAUGUGGAUUAUCGUUAUCGCUUCCAUGCCCCUCAACAUGAUACCUAUGAGAUAUCUGGUGUGAAUUUCACAACCGAAAAGCUAGAGAAUUUCAAUUGGAAUCACAUGGAUUUGUAUAUAUGCACACGUGGCGAUGUUGACUAUCCUUUAAUGGAGAGUCUUAAAUAUUGGCGUUAUCGCAUGUAUUUGUUACCAAAUAUCCCCAACAAAAUGAUCAAUUAUCAGCGUUGUGAUAUCUUUCCCGAUGCAGCUCCGGAUAAUGUACGCGAACAAAUUGAAGAUUUUGUUCGUCUCAUUGAGGGUGUCAGCAAAUUGAAACGUCAAAUAGGACGCAAAGCGCGUGAUAGCCCCACCGUUCACAGCCUAACCAAGCGACGACACAGUACGAGCAUUAUAUCCAGGCCACAGCCUAAUCAGGGAUUGACAAAUUCACCAUUUCGUGAGCGUGUCGGCAGUAAUCGCCUGCCGGAAAAACGACCCAGCAUUAAUGCUCGACCUAAAUUGGAUGCAGGACGUCUUUCAAGGAUAUUGCCAGUUGCAGAUGCUGGUGCUGCUUCCGCUACUGCCAGUCGAGACGAUCAAGAUGAUGGUUUUCCUGUGGAUAUUAAAUUCCCAGCAAAUGCCACAUUGGGUGAAAUAUUUGAGGCCAUGAAACAUCCAGUGACGGGUGUGGGUUAUUUUCUACAAACGCCAUCCUUGCCCUCAUGUACUUUCAUAUCAUAUGAUGCUUUGAUGUGGCUAAAGGCACGACUUGAUAAUGGCCGCAAUCCUUUAGAUUUACUGGAGGCCAUGCGCAAGGAACGCAUGAUUUGUCAUGCAUCGGGUGAUGGUAAUCAGCCAGUGAUACCAGGAUUUGUUUUCUACUAUGUGGUGCAGCAGGAUAAGAAUGCCAAAGAAUAUAUGCCUCCGUUGAAUGAUUAUAGUGCCUUUGUGAAUGAAUGGCUAGAGAUUGAGUUUCAGGGUUGCAGUUAUCUCUGGCACGAUGAGGCUGUAACCAGUCAUGUGCCCAAUUUCUUAAGAGACACACCCGCCCCUCAGUCAUGGACAGCGUCUAGCAAAAAUAAGCGUGUUUAUCGUGAAUCGCAUUUAGAAAUUGAUGUCACGCGAAUGGAGUGGGGACAUGUAAAGCAUCACAGUGUUUUACAGCCGGGAUUUGCUUUUGAAAUAGUUGUCGAAUGGGUGACAUCAUCCGGGCCCAUAGUAUCCGAAAUGAUUGGUGGUUGGUCACGCAAAGCCAUACAUUGUGGCUAUCAAUUGGUAUCCGUGCCGGCUGAUCCCAUGGCUGAGCCAUUUACCAAGAAAUCGGAUCCAUUAAGAGGACCCAUAUUCAUUCCAUUGUGUGUAACCUUUUUGCCAGAUGGUGCUGGUCUUUUUGAUGAAUUUCCUGAGGAAUCGCGAUCAGAUCGUAUGUUAUUUCUACAAGAAUCCAUUUUAUCCAAAUUUGGAUUCUUACCUUGCGUUUUGGAAAAGAAAUUUUCAUUGAACAAGGAUCAGUUGCCCAAGGAAUAUCAAUAUAUUCAUUUUACUGGCAAUAUGUUUGCUCUAAUACGAUGUGCCUCCAAUAACUAUCAAGUGGAAUCACCCACUCUGCAGGAGGCAAAUGUCACACGUUGUGUGUACGGGCAUACAAACAAUACAAAUGUACCAAAAAAAGUUGGAUUCCUGUGGGCCUGGAAUCAUAUGAUACCCAACAAAAAGUGGAAAGCCCAAAUUAUAAAUAAUUCCGCUGAUGGUGAACUUUUACAAUUGAAAAUGUUGAAAGAUUUUCGUGAGUUUUGUUCGAAUAGCGAUCAACGUUUGUCUCAGUUUUGGGCCCAUUGUCAGGAGUUGAAACGUAAAUCAGUUAAAUUCGAAUACAAUAAUAAUAAUAAUAAUAACAACGAUGAUGUUAGAUCAAAGUGAUAAUCAAUGGAAAAUACAAAAUAGGUAAAUACCUAAAAUAGAUAUAUAUUAACACAUUCACGUAGAUAAAUAAAGUCUAAAACAAUUGAA